Molecule: messenger RNA, 645 nt
Organism: Cladophialophora yegresii CBS 114405
Lineage: Eukaryota; Fungi; Ascomycota; Eurotiomycetes; Chaetothyriales; Herpotrichiellaceae
Exons: 2
Coding region: 1-645 (214 amino acids)
Source: RefSeq, a predicted model, not a curated record
AUGGCGGCGAAUGAAGUCCAGGUCAAGCAUAUCGGCGAGCUCCUUUCUGGGGCGCACGGGAAGGUCCUUGAACUAGGGCCUGGUGCCGGUGAUCAGAUGUUUCAUUACAAGGCCGGCCAGAUUGAGAUGCUAUACGCCGCAGAACCAAAUGCCUUCCUGCACGGAAAACUGUGUGAAGCUGCGGAGAAAUACGGUCUGAGAAGCAAGAUGGUGACUCUGGAAGCGGGUGCUCAGCCCGGGAGUUUGUUACCAGCACUGAAGGGAGCCGGUUUGAUCCCUAGCACCACCUCAAGUCUGCUAGACGAAGGUGUCUUUGAUACGGUCGUGGCAGUAAAGUCUCUGUGCUCAGCACCCCAAAAACAACUUGCGGCGACGGUCGCCGUGGUCCAGGCUCUGCUGAAACCUGGUGGCGAGUUCCUGUUCUUCGAACAUGUUGACAACAGCACAGACGCAAUCACCAUAUCCUACGCCUGGCUCGUAGACUGGAUCUGGCCUGUGUUCAUGGGCGGCUGUCGGCUGAAUGGAAAGCUCGAUAAGGUCGUUCUGGGAAUGGGAGGCUGGGAGGAAAGGACAAUAACCACUGUCGGGGACUUCAAAGGGCACGAGGUCUUCAGGUAUAUCAAAGGCAUCUGCCGUAAGGCUUGA